AUGCGGGAAGCUCUGCAAACCCUUGGCUUCGUACACACUUAUCAUACCAUGGACGCCGCGUUUAUUAACACACGCGACUGCAAGACUUGGUUGCAAUGGCUCAGAGCUAAACAUGACGGUAUUGGCCGCGUCCCUGGCCGUGCCGACUUUGAUCGGCUCCUCGGGAAUUGCCAGGCUGUCUGCGAUAUGCCCGCAGCGUACUUUGCAGAGGAGCUCGUACAGGCUUACCCCGAUGCAAAGGUGAUUUUGACGAUUCGAGAUGUCGAUAAGUGGCACAAGUCAGUCGAAAAUACACUAGAGGUAGUAGACACCAGCUACCUCUGGUCCAUGGUGGGCAUCUUCGCACGACUGCUCCGGAUGCCUAACCGUUGGAACUGGCGUAUGUUUCAAAAGAUACACGAGAUUCUGUACGACCACGACUUUCCCAAAAACGGCCGGCAGAGCUUCGAGGAUCACUAUAAUAAGGUUAGAUCCCUUGUCCCCUCUGGUCGCCUUUUGGAAUACCAUGUUAGCGAGGGUUGGGAGCCUCUCUGCAAGUUCCUGGACAAGCCCGUCCCUUCGGAAGACACUCCAUUCAUCAACCAGAGCGCAGAGAUCAAUGCAAAGCUAAGCCACAUGUUUUGGGUGAAUUUGAAGGCACAAUCAAAGAGGUUGUUGGAUAUUUGCGCGUAUACCAGCCUUCUUUGGGCUGUCGUGGCUUUUGUGCAAACUCGUUCUGUUUGGGUCGAAGAAGCUGACACUGUUUCCGAUUUUAUUUCUCAGAUUGUUACUAAACCCUUCAUCUCUCUUCAAUCAAACUCUGAACUUCAUAUCAAGAUGGAAUACUUCCAAUCGGAUAAGUUCCACAGCAGGGUGGAACAUAUAAUGAAGAAACGCCAUAUACCAGGAGCUGCAGUGGCUAUCAUCCAAGGCGAUGUAGUGCAUUCUCGUGGAUUUGGACUUGCUAGACUGAAUCCUCCAGCACCUUGUACACCGGAUACACUGUUCGACAUUGCUUCAUCAUCCAAGAGUAUGACAGCUGGCGCUGUAGCUGUUCUCGUGGAAGAUCUGAAUUACCCAGAGGUUACAUGGACUGCACCGGUAUCAGAGCUAUUACCAGAUGAUUUCGUUCUCCAGAGCGAUGAACAUACUAAGAAUGUUACUGUUGAGGAUAUUCUAUCCCAUCGAACGGGAGUCCCUCCCCACGAUGUGUCAUAUCUAGGUCCACGCGCUAAAAUUCCAGAUACGCCAAAGUCAGUAACACGUAACCUCCGGAACCUCAAGGUCUCCCACCCGCUACGGACAAAAUACAUGUACAACAAUACCAUGUAUACAGUUGCAACCCAUCUUAUCGAAGAGAUGACAAAGACUACAUUCCCAAUGUAUCUAAAAACGAAAUUCUUUGAACCGCUUCAAAUGAACUCCACAAACAUACAGCCUUCAGCAGCUAUAGCCAACGGUCUUGGUGAACGCCUCGCCAAGGCCUACGUCUGGCGACCGGAUCUGAACGAGCUCGUCGAAAUUGACAUGCCAGAAGCCCCCGAAGCCCAAGGCGCUGGAAGCGUAGUAACAUGUGUAAAUGACUACAUCAAAUGGGUUCGAGCAGCGAUGUACCACAAAGAGACUGUUACGGAAGCCGUCUCCAAAGCAAUGAUCAAGCAGAGAAUGAUACAAUAUCCAAACUACGAGUUCGCACUGCCCUACACAUCGACCAUGAUAUGCUGUAGUGGCUGGAACUCGUUCCAUUACCGUGGCCGCCUGCUAGUAUCACAUGCUGGCGAGAUUGAUGGGAUUGGGACAUAUCACUUCUUUAUGCCAGAUCAGAAGUUUGGGGGGUGCAUAUUCACAAAUGGCACCUUUGGGCGACACCUUGGGUAUACCAUUGCCUUUGAACUAAUUGACAGUCUACUUGAAGUUUCAGAAAAAGAGUUUGUUGACUGGGAUGAAGCGGUUCAUAAAAGAGAAGGCACUGACGCGGACUACGAGGCGCCCGAUUUUGACGCCAUUGGCAAAUCGCUGUACCCUGAGCUUACAACUCGCGAGCCAAAUACGCUCCCACUCGAUGUCUAUGUGGGAAAUUACGCAAACAAGGGGUAUCAUACUGUUACUGUUGAAAUUAAAGAUGGCGGCCUCUUUAUAGAUGGAUCUGAUCGUUCGUUGGGAUUCAAGCUGGCAAUCUUUCACGUUUCGGGGCAAACCAUGUUUGGGGGUCAUCUACACAUGUGCGACCAGUUCGGCGGUGCACCCAUUUCGUUUGAACAGGUUCAGUUCAAAUUGAAUGAUGCCAGCGCAGUCGUUUCCAUUGGCAUUGCGUUAGAACCAGCAUUAGACGAUGAGUUGAUAUGGUUCGACAAGGUAUGA
This is a messenger RNA of [Torrubiella] hemipterigena, 2340 nucleotides long. The record is from the annotation of a GenBank genome assembly. NCBI's taxonomy places the organism in Eukaryota, Fungi, Ascomycota, Sordariomycetes, Hypocreales, Clavicipitaceae.